Messenger RNA from Cryptosporidium muris RN66, 816 nucleotides. RefSeq names its product ubiquitin carboxyl-terminal hydrolase, family 1 protein, putative. The record is from RefSeq and is a predicted model, not a curated record. The coding region runs from base 1 to 816 and encodes 271 amino acids. Gene Ontology annotation, biological process: ubiquitin-dependent protein catabolic process; protein deubiquitination. Lineage: Eukaryota; Apicomplexa; Conoidasida; Eucoccidiorida; Cryptosporidiidae. Gene Ontology annotation, cellular component: cytoplasm. The transcript has a single exon. Gene Ontology annotation, molecular function: cysteine-type deubiquitinase activity.
AUGAGAGAUCAACCUAGUCCAAGAUAUUGUAUAGUUAAUGAGGGCUUAAUAUGGAGGCCACUUAUAUCUGCCCCUGAAGUAAUGAUGAAUUAUACUAGAGCAUUGGGAGUUUCUAAUUAUUUAGAAUUUCAAGAUAUAUUUAGUACAGAAGAUUGGGCAUUGGAGAUGAUAGAAUCUCAAGUUAUAUCGGUAUUGUUAGUAUUUCCUCUUACUGAAGGUUUCAGAGAAUUUAGAUUGGUGAAUCAGAAAUGUUCAGAUCCAAUGACUUGUGAAAUAUAUAAACUGAUGGAUAAUAACGAAUUGUGGUUUAUGAAACAAGUUGUGGAUAAUGCUUGUGGCCAGAUAGCUCUAUUCCAUUCCAUUCUAAAUAAUAGGGAGAAUUUACACUUAAAAGAGGGAAGUUUAGCACACAAGCUUGCGGCUAUAAAUGGCCCUAGUGCUGCUGAUAUAAGGGGUAAUAUACUUAAAACUGAUCCAGAAUUUUUGACAACUCAUGAUAUGGUUAUAAGUUGCUAUGAUCGAGAUUUAAAUGAUAGUGAGGACUAUAAAGAAGUUGAUACACACUAUGUUGUAUUUGUUGAUGUAAAUGGAGACCUAUAUGAGUUUGAUGGUCAACUACCACACCCAAUUAAACAUGGCAAAAUAAAUAGAAACUUAUUGAAGUCUGCAGUAAAGGUCAUCAAACAUAAUUUUUUGGACCACUUUUUAGGAGGUAAAGAAUCCAGAUUUGCAAUACUAGCGAUGUGCUUGGGCCAAUCAGAGGAGAUAAAUAUGGAGAAGUUGGAUAAAGUUGAACAAGCAGAGGAAGUAUCCUAA